CAGCCACAACUGAAUGGGCUUCUAAUCUAUACAAACAACAAAUUUGGUCCGAAUUUGAGAAACAAAGCGAAAAAAGAAAAGAAUGGACGAAGAUCAGAGAAAAGAGGCAGAAAUCUCUUCAAACCCAUGUCUUCGCCCAAAUUUCAAAUCUUCAGCAAUUUCCCAAGAUCAGCUCGCCAAAUUUCGAUGCACGGUUAGAUUAGUGAAUUAUGUUUCACCAGCUGGAACCAACACUUUCUUAUGUAGGAAGUAAGAGCAAACACAACCUACAUUAUUGAUCAUGCUCGUCAUGGAGGAAUUACAUCGAAGACGCUUGCAAGUAAAAACAAAAACAAAGAACAAAAAGAAGUCCAAAGGUCCAUAUAAGAAAGAUAAAUUUUUAAGUGAAGAGGUUGAUACACAAGGAUGCAUGAACGACACUGUAGAUGGAAGAUCGAAAGAUUCAUGCGCAGAAAACAGUUUAAAAGGCAAGGAUAGUAAUGCAGAAUAUCCAUCAACCUGCCCUGUCAAUUUCCAUCCAGUGCUGAAGAAGAAGAAACUGCACUGGGGGCUAGAUACAAGAGAACGAUGGGAAAGAAAAGCCAACAUGUAGUAUUUGCAGAAUCAGUCGAAUGCAAAAGGAACGAUCUUCUUCGAUGUGGCAGAUUCAUGGCAUUUCAAAUUCUAAUGCUUAGAUGCUUAGGCAUUAACAUUGUGUAGAGAUUUUUUUGGAUGAGUUAUGAAGAUAGAAUAGAGGCUAGAGCAUUAACUUCAUUUUUCAUCAGUGUGAUCAGGCGUCGGUAGUUUCGACAUAAGAAGAUGGAUAAUUGGAUAUGUAUUAAGGGAGGAAGGGGUUUGUACUUUGUACUUUGUAGUGAAUGUGGUAGUUUGUACAGUUGUACUUGCUCGCAAGGUAUUUGAAUUUUUUCCU
Messenger RNA from Beta vulgaris subsp. vulgaris (sugar beet), 910 nucleotides. RefSeq lists its product as uncharacterized. The transcript has 5 exons. Bases 281 to 592 code for a protein of 103 amino acids. NCBI's taxonomy places the organism in Eukaryota, Viridiplantae, Streptophyta, Magnoliopsida, Caryophyllales, Amaranthaceae. The record is from RefSeq and is a predicted model, not a curated record.